Molecule: messenger RNA, 6362 nt
Organism: Girardinichthys multiradiatus
Lineage: Eukaryota; Metazoa; Chordata; Actinopteri; Cyprinodontiformes; Goodeidae
Gene: ephb3a
Product: eph receptor B3a
Exons: 15
Coding region: 444-3224 (926 amino acids)
Biological process (GO): protein phosphorylation; cell surface receptor protein tyrosine kinase signaling pathway; axon guidance
Cellular component (GO): plasma membrane; neuron projection
Molecular function (GO): protein binding; transmembrane-ephrin receptor activity; ATP binding
Source: RefSeq, a predicted model, not a curated record
GGUGUCUCAGUUGCCAUUCCGACGCGCAUCCCUAGCUGAGGAGCACUUUUCUGGCGGAGCUGGACAGGGCGAGCUUCUCAGAUCCUUCUGCGGAGAGAGGACUUCACCCAAGGGUUCCCGGUUCCCGUCCUCGCCUCCCCCCCGGGAGAGCCCUCGGCGCAGAGAUGUGCCCCUGGAGCGGAGCCCGCUGUCGAUAAACUCACACAAAGGGAAUGACACUGUGAAACGGCGCAACAUUCACCAUCCAGGAGGAGUAAUAACGGCACCAAUCUGCAUGGUUUUAUAUUGAGGAUCGUGGGCUCGAGCGGGGCUGUAAGACCCCCCCAAUCACAGCUAAAGACAUGAGAAGAAAAAGCUCUGCUGCGGCGCUCUGCGUUUGAGUCUCAGUCCAUCCAGGGGGGUCCAGUCUGCACACCUUUCUUCAUGUUGCAAGCGCCUGGUUUAUGACAAUGGAUUACUUGCUUUGGGUGUGCAGCCUUGUUGUCCCUGUGGUCCUGGCUGUAGAAGAAACCCUCAUGGACAGUCGGUGGGCUACCACAGAGCUGGCUUGGACCACAUUUCCAGAGAGCGGGUGGGAGGAAGUGAGCGGCUAUGAUGACUCCAUGAGCCCGAUCAGAACCUACCAGGUGUGUAACGUCCGGCAGCCAAACCAGAACAACUGGCUGAGGACAGAUUUCAUCCCCCGCAGAGGAGUGCUGCGAGUCUACGUGGAGCUCAAGUUCUCCGUCCGCGACUGUGCGAGCAUCCCCAACAUCCCGGGUUCCUGCAAGGAAACGUUCAAUCUGUUUUACUACGAGUCAGAGGGGGACAUGGCUACAGACACUAGCCCUCUGUGGAGGGAGAACCCUUAUGUGAAGGUGGAUACUAUUGCUCCGGAUGAGAGCUUCUCUCUGCUGGAGGCUGGCAGGAUCAACACCAAAGUGCGCAGCUUCGGUCCCCUCUCCAAGGCAGGAUUCUACCUGGCCUUCCAGGAUCUGGGAGCCUGCAUGUCGCUCAUUUCGGUCAGGGUUUUCUUUAAGAAGUGCUCCACCACCAUUGCCAAUUUUGCUGUCUUCCCUGAGACUGCAACAGGUGCAGAAGCAACUUCCUUAGUAAUCGCACCGGGGGCCUGUGUGGCCAAUGCCAUGGAGGUUUCCGUCCCUCUGAAGCUGUACUGCAACGGGGAUGGCGAGUGGAUGGUUCCUGUGGGCUCUUGCACCUGCGUCGCUGGCUAUGAACCCUCUGCAGACAGCACACAGUGCCAGGCUUGCAUCCCUGGGACCUUCAAGUCAAAAUUUGGUGAGGGAACAUGUGCUCCCUGCCCAUCCAACAGUCGCACCAGUUUCCGAGGAGCCAACAUUUGUCCCUGCCAGAAUGGUUUCUACCGCGCUGACAGUGACCCACCGGACUCGCCCUGCACCACCAUCCCUUCAGCCCCUCGCAACGUCAUAUCCAGCGUGAACGAGACCUCUCUGUCCUUGGAGUGGGAGGAACCCGAGGACACAGGCGGGCGGGGGGACCUCGUCUAUAACGUAGUGUGCAAGAAGUGUUUGCGCGACCGGAGCCCGUGCACACGCUGUGACGACAACGUGGACAUCGCUCCGCGCAGACUGGGGAUGAGGCUGCGGAAGGUGGUGGUGAGGAACCUGCAGGCUCACACCCGUUACAGCUUUGAAGUCCAGGCUGUCAAUGGUGUGUCUGGGAAAAACCCUUCCUCGCCUAACUACUCCACAGUCAACAUCACCACCAACCAGGCUGCACCUUCAGCUGUGCCAACAGUCCAUCUGAUGCGCUCCACCGCAGAUACCCUCAACCUGUCAUGGCUGCCCCCUGAGAAACCCAAUGGGGUCAUCCUCGACUAUGAGAUUAAAUACAAGGAGAGGGGCCAGGUGAUGACUCACACCGUCACAUCCCAGCACAGCUCGGCCAAGGUGGAGGGGCUUAGGCCAGCCACAGCCUAUGUGGUGCAGGUCAGAGCCCGGACCGUCGCUGGAUAUGGACGAUACAGCAAUCCCAUGGACUUUAGCACCAACCUGCACAGUGACCCCCAGAAGUCGGCACAGGACCAGUUGCCUCUCAUCAUUGGGUCUGCCUCCGCUGGUCUGGUAGUCGUUGUUGCCUUGGUGGUUAUUGCUGUUGUCUGCCUUAAGAAGCAGCGCAGCGGGUCAGAGCUGGAGUACACCGAGAAACUGCAGCAGUACAUUUCCCCAGGGGUCAAGGUGUACAUUGACCCCUUCACCUAUGAGGACCCCAACGAUGCGGUUCAUGAGUUUGCCAAAGAGAUAGACAUCUCCUGUGUGAAAAUCGAAGAAGUCAUCGGUGCAGGUGAAUUUGGCGAAGUGUGCCGUGGCCGCCUGAAGCAGGCCGGCCGCAGGGAGAUGGUGGUGGCAAUCAAGACACUCAAGGCAGGCUACACUGAGCGCCAGAGGCGAGACUUCCUUGCCGAGGCCUCCAUCAUGGGUCAGUUCGACCACCCCAAUGUAAUUCGUCUGGAGGGCGUUUUGACACGAAGCUGCCCCGUCCUCAUCAUCACUGAAUUUAUGGAAAAUGGAGCGCUGGAUUCCUUCCUGAGGCUCAACGAUGGGAGAUUCACCAUGACGCAGCUGGUAGGCAUGCUGCGUGGCAUUGCUGCAGGGAUGAAGUACCUGUCAGACAUGAACUAUGUACACCGAGACCUUGCUGCACGGAAUAUCCUUGUCAACAGCAACUUGGUCUGCAAGGUCUCUGACUUUGGCCUCUCGCGCUUCCUGGAUGACACCUCUGCUGACCCCACUUACACAAGCUCCCUGGGAGGAAAGAUUCCCAUUCGGUGGACGGCACCAGAAGCCAUCGCCUUCAGAAAGUUCACCUCUGCCAGUGACGUGUGGAGUUACGGCAUCGUCAUGUGGGAGGUGGUGUCCUACGGAGAGAGGCCUUACUGGGACAUGAGCAACCAGGACGUGAUGACUGCAGUAGAGCAGGACUACCGGCUGCCUCCACCCAUGGACUGUCCCAUGGUGCUGCACCAGCUGAUGCUGGAGUGCUGGAUGAAGGAAAGAAACCUGAGGCCCAAGUUCUCACGCAUUGUCAGCACCCUGGAUAAGCUGCUCCGCAAUGCCGCGAGCCUCAAAGUGGUGACCAGCAGCUACUCAGGGGAUCUGUUGCGGCUGGGAGGAACGCUGCCGGGACACAACAGGAAGAGCCCGGAAGACAGUCAGGAAAUCAUCCGCCAACAGAUGAGCCAAACUCUCCCCAUCAGAGUGUGAACUGCUGCAAAGCAUACUGAAGGACAAGAAAACUACCUACAAACUGACGUGGAAAAUCUGAUGUACAAAGUUUUAAAAAAAAAGCGAGAGGGGAAUAAAAGAUGAAGCCAAUGAAAGUGGACCAGGCUGGAGACUUCCUUCCCACUGGAGAAUUAAUGUCUGUAUAAAGAGAACUUCCCAUUGCGAUGUGUGUGUUCAUUACUUGACACUUGUGGAUUUGUGACUGUUGACAUGAAGCCAAACUUCUAAUUGGACCCUCUCAGGUUGUGUUUGCAUGCCUGCAUGAGUUUUUUUUCUUUCUGCUGGUUGGGAAUCAGUAUUUCCUUCUCCUCACUGUCGCACCAAGGAAAGCAAGCUGGCAGAGGCUAUACAACUCCCCGUCUAGAUGACGCUACAGUGCCAAGAUGAAGCAAAGCCAACCUUCAACACAGCUUGACCUCUCUAUACCUUCAAUCUGCUCGAUCCUUUUUUUUCUUUGGUUAAUCCCAACCAAAUAUGUUGCUUAAGCUAUUUUGGUGAUGAGAAAUAAGAAACCUUUCAUCCUCUUCCUCUUAAAUACUGUCUUCCACUUAAAUGUACUGGGAGAUCCUUGUUUUACAAACCUGUACAAAGCAUCCAAGUCUUCACCCUGUCUCUCACUGUUGGAGGGGAGACGUAGCUGACACUGUGCGGGACACGUCAUGUGCAUGCCAAAGUGGAAACUCCUUCAUGAGAAAAAUAACUACCAAGUUCCACGUUUGCUGUUGCUUUGGUGGCAUCUUGUAUUGGGCUUUUUAACGUCCACGUUUUCUUAACCUUCUUUGACUCAUAAACGCAUUGUUUUGAAUGCUAAGUUAUUACCUGAUACUGGAUUUUUUUUUGUCCUUCUUUCCUUUUUUACUUGAACUUAACUUUUUUAUUACAAUGCCUGUUUUUUUUCCCCCCCACAUAGUAAGAAACCAGACAGACGUGAAUGAGUUAAUUUAGAAGACGUUUGACUCAGACAGGCUAAUUAUCUUUAAAAUCACUGAGGAGACUGUGUCAGGAUCCAUGUCAAGCCUCUUCUUGCUCAGGGCAGGAAGAGGCUUGACUCUGAAGCUUGCAGAUUAGUGGGAACUUAAAACUGACCCAGAAAUUUCAAAAAAAGCAGAACAAAUCAGUCAUUGUUUUGUUUUUACCUAAUCAGUGUUUUCCUCAGAACGCCAGUUGUCAGUGCAGUUUCUAUUUAAACUAACUGCCUGUAUAUAACACCAUAUUUGUAUUAGACCAAACCACUGAGCAGUUACAGCUAUCUGACCUGACUUUGGCCGUUUCUGUGGCCCUCAUUUAUCUGCCUGCUAGUUUGUUGUCAUGAAGCAAACAAAUGAGAAAACUUGAAGGUCAUUACUAGGGAUGUCCCGAAACUAAUCCGAGUCAUUGCAGAAAAGGCCUUAGCCGAUCGAGUCUUAGUCUGAUUCAUUCUUAAAAUCAUUACCAUGCAUACCCAGUUUAAGAACAGACUGUUUUAUCAAACGUUGUCUAACAGAAGUAUAGAUUUAGUUUCACUUAACUCACCCGCCAAUGACGUUCCGGAUGCUGCAAUCUUUCCUAUCACUUUUUCCUAUUAUUAUUCAGAGUCUAUACAGGUCAACAUCAAUAUUCUGCUCCAACACUCAGAAAGUUCUAAAGUCCUGACAGUGCAUCCCCUGAAACGAGUCAUGGGCCAGCUACUGGUGUCAGAGUACAUCAAGGUUUUAAAAGGUCAGAUUUUAAAACCACUAAACUUUUAUGUUAUAUUGUUUUCAUGGUUUAAAGUCCUAAGAUGCUAGAGAAACUGUUGCUGUGCACUGCUGGUAAGCUGGCUGAAGAGAGGCUUAUGCACUUUCGCCCUGCCUGUUAGAAACACUGGAAGUAUAUUGGGUUGCAAAAACAUAAAAACAAUUAUGCCUUGGAAAGUAAAUGUAACAAUAAACUGAAUAUUAAAAAAAAACAUGUUACUGCUAUCACACUAUCUUAAAACUACACUUGCCAAUCUAUUAGUGACAGGUCUUUUAAAAAGCCGUUUGCAGGCUGGCUACUUGAGCAGAUAGCCCGACUAGCUAACAUGGGCUAGUUAAGCUCUAUAAAGGGAAAAAGGUGUAACAAUCUGCACAAUAAGCACUUGAAAAUUAAAUUUAAGAGGAUUUUAUCCUCCUCCACGCAUUAAAACCAAAAUAAUAAAUGUUAUAGACAACAUUAUUAUAACUGUGUUACAUUAUUUUAGCAGGAGUGGCAGUUUUAAAAAAAGCAAUUACACAUUUUUUGGAGUUCAUACAGUGAAACAGUGUUAUUAUUAAGGUUUAUCACACUGUGAGAAUCUCAUAUUGGUAAACCUGCAUUGCUUCAUUCUUUCUGUGAUUAGAUCUGACUUGACACAUACAGUUCCUUUCUGCUAAAGCAGUUUGCUGAUGGUAGACAAAAAUUAGCAUGUUUACUCAAUGGUUUAAAAAGUGAUUAGCUGAGAAUUUGACUUGAAACAUUUUUCAUUGCAUUUCUAGUUAACUGUUUGUGGACAAAUAUAUUGAAGAAGUUAUCCUGCUCCUGCACACCUCUGCUGGGACAGCUGGGCAUAUCUGAACCAAAUGAACUAAGCAAAAUAUGACACAGACAGACCAGGAGCUGCAGCCGCCAACACAGUGUCUCAUUCACAGUGAACUUCUUUGGUUGGGGUGAAAAAAUGCUUAGAUUGUCAGAAAAAAUUGAGAUAUGUGACAUCAUCAAAAUAAUAUGUGUGUGGACACUUAUAUGAUUUAUAUAGAUACAAUAUGUUGCUAUUGUUCCUAAUGCCUUACAAAAUGCAGCCGCACAGCGAUAUAGAGUCAAAAUUGCCGACAAGAGGCCUAAAACAGGAAUCAGGAGCCGAGUGUUCUUGAGGACACUGGUAGCAAUUACUGAAAAAAAGACUUUAUUGGGAGCCCAAACUAUUACCUGGGAUCGCAUCGGGACAUCCUUAGUCAUUCCAUAACUAAAACUAUACAGAAUCUCACCGUGAAAGAAGAAAAUGUGUCUGUUAGUGCAGACUUUUCCUGUGCAGUUAAAGGUGUACUAGAUUGUAAAAAAUGUGAGAAAACUAGAACAAAAAUAAGCAUUUCUCUUUCAGUAUUUUUACGAUAAUCAUAUGCAAAUAAAUUAUUAAACACA